GUUUGGUGCUAUCCUAGUCUUUUUCUCUAUUUGAAAGUUUCUGACAUAACCUAAGCCUGACCGAAGAUGAACCACAUAUAAAAAGACGUAUCCGUGUGUCCAUUAUAAGUAAAGAAGAAAAGCACCAAAUAAAAAAUCCGCCGUCAUGGAAGCAGCUCCGAGAAUCUUCACGCUAUCGUUCCUUCUCAGCCUCCUCUCCGCUAAUCCUGACGUCAUCGAUUCUCGUUCCCGACCUAAUCUCGCUCCUGGACAAGUUGGGAAGUUUCCACCGUCGUGUAACCGAAUCGAGUGUCCGAGCUACGAGUUGGUCAACUCCGGUAACGGCUACGAGAUUCGCCGUUACAAUACUACCGUCUGGAUUUCAACAGAACCCAUUAAAGAUGCCUCUCUCGUCAAAGCUACACGAACCAGUUUUAGCCAAUUGUUCGGUUACAUUCAAGGGAAUAACGAUUAUAACCAGAAGAUAGAGAUGACAGCUCCGGUUAUCGCUCAAGUCUCUCCGAGCAACGGUCCUUUAUGCGAAUCCUCCUUCACUGUAUCAUUCUAAGUUCCUAAACAAAACCAACCUGAUCCAGCUCCGGCCAAGAACCUACAUGUACAGAGAUGGGACACGAGGUAUGUUGCCGUGAAGCAAUUCGGGGGAUACGUGUCGGAUGACAGUGUCGGAGAAGAAGCGGCGGAGCUGGAGGAGAGCCUAAAAGGUACCGUAUGGGGCAAGGCAAUUGCUAAAAGCCGAGAAGCAGGCGGCCUUGGAUCGACUUCUGCUUACACUGUAGCGCAGUACAACUCACCGUUCGAGUUCUUGGGUCGGGUCAAUGAGAUUUGGUUGCCUUUUCAGAUGGACAAAUGAAAAAAAAAGCUCUUAAUAUCGUUUCUCGGUGAACAAGAAUUAUUUUAGUAAAUUAUGUUUUAAUAAAAAAAAAUGUUUUUCAUGAAUUAUUUUCGUAAAUUACGUACAUUCUUUGGUAAUAAUUCUUAGACCAUAAUUAACCUCAGUCUCUUAACUUCGGUUAAAAAAUGUAAGAGUCGUUUUUUAACCGAAAAGGACGACAUUGGGGAACCACUCAACGACAUUGUUGUUUGUGACUCGUCGGUUCCAGGACAGCAGGAAGUACCGAGUCUCGGUUUGGUAAAGAACGUAACGUUCUACAAACAUUUUUCAUGAAUUAUUUUUGUAAUUUACGUAUAUUCUUUGGUAGUAAUCCUUAGAGAACGACUGAACGUGUUUUUUUUUUGAUAAGUAUGUGAAUUUCAUUAGCAAAGUAAUGAAACAAUGUGAUACAAUCAGUUUUGAUUAAAUCAAAACCUAAUAGAACUAAGCAUACUAAACACAGCAAAAUAGUCUGAGAGAACCUCAAAAAAAGGUAAAAAAGACCAUCGAAAAGACAAAAGGUUCGAUCAAUAUCUAAUGGAUGCGAUCAAAGCUUAACUAUAUUUAUGUAAUCAUCAACAGCCAUUCGAGUUUCAGUUGAUCCGAGUAGAGACUUUGUAACACCCCAAAACCCAAGUCCAAAAACUUUUUGUGGACAGG
Molecule: messenger RNA, 1531 nt
Organism: Brassica napus (rape)
Lineage: Eukaryota; Viridiplantae; Streptophyta; Magnoliopsida; Brassicales; Brassicaceae
Product: heme-binding protein 2
Exons: 2
Source: RefSeq, a predicted model, not a curated record